Molecule: messenger RNA, 1866 nt
Organism: Penicillium argentinense
Lineage: Eukaryota; Fungi; Ascomycota; Eurotiomycetes; Eurotiales; Aspergillaceae
Exons: 4
Coding region: 1-1866 (621 amino acids)
Molecular function (GO): nucleic acid binding
Source: RefSeq, a predicted model, not a curated record
AUGGCCCGACAUGGGAAGACCAAGGUCCGGUCGAAACGGGCACCAGCAAUGGCCGCACCUAAAGUAUCGCCACAUCAAUUUACGAUGCAACAAGAGGCUCGAAAUACCGAGACACAUCAUCGAAUUUGGGCGGCUAGCAAUCUCAGGAGCAAGACAGUCCGGUUUGUGAGGGCAGGAGAAAUGCAGCGAAGCGACUUUGAGAAUGUCGACCAAGAUACUCAAGGCCAGCUCCAGAAAGCGACAGGUGGGACCGACGCCCCACCGGAAUCGAUCGAGGGAGAAGAGCAGAGGCACACCAGAGAGGAGAAAGGAGAAGAGGACCAGCCUCUGUUUUUCAUGGACACAAUCGGAGAACGCAGACCGGACACGGGACUUUUGGACCCGGUACUGGCCACAGCGACCAGCCACUCGGAUGACACCAGCGAAGACGAAGUUGUGUUCACCGGACGAAGGAAAGCCGCCACAAAACCCAUUGUGAUCGAAACCGACCAAGAUGACCUUAACGAAAUGUUAUAUACUCGCAACAUGGGCGACAUUCCUCAAAUGGAGGAACUCACGCUUCAAACCCACCAGUCCUGCCCAACAGGAAGUCGGCGAAAUUCCCCCCCGAGGCAGAGAUUUCAAUGGUCCCCCGACAAUGAUGAUAUGCUGGCGGACUACAUCGCCAACAUGGACCAACACUAUCGCAUCGAGGACGACGAGGACGACGAGGACGACGAAGACGAUAGCAGAUUGCAAUCAAAGCCCGAGGGUGGCAUUGGGAUUGAUCACAGAGAAGCAGACCCUGGGGUGCCGCCCAACUGUUUUGCUUUCUCAGAGAGACGGGUAAAACAAGUCGCUGCGACCCAUGGAGCUAAUGUUGGAAACACCGGCGAGGACCAAGUCCAAAGUUCGAUAGACGCCCUGGAAUCGGAAAACGAAGAUGUCACUUUGGGGACACCUGACUCGUUCGACGUGGACUCCGACGAAGAGCUGGACCUGGACGCAGACCUCCUCGAACAAUUGGCCCUCGAGUAUUCCGCCAAGAACAAAAAGAAAGGUUCAAAGGGAAAAUACACCUUCGCAUCAGCGACAGCCUUUGCAGAUGCCCUCGAGUCAGACCCAUACUAUGGGUUCGAUAUCAUGGACUUCAAUCGACCAAGCUUGGCGAAACAGAGCAAGGGAAAGAGGUCUCCCGCACUGGACCUGGAACUGUCUGACAGUGAUCUUGAAAUGCACCUCCAAGAGGUCUGGCUGACUGACCGCAAGAAAAAGAGUACGAAAAAGAAGGAGAGAGAAGAACUACGUUCCCAGGGCCUACUCGGCGGGGACCCCGAAUAUGCGGACCUGAAAGUCAAGUAUUCAAAGGGGAUGAACAUGGAAGAAUUGAUGACCGAAAUUCGGUCUUUUCUCUUGUCCCAAAAAAACAGUCUUUCUCUACCUCCCAUGACAAAGCAUCGGCGCAAGACGAUUCACGAGCUGGCAAACAUAUUGCACCUCAAGUCCCAAUCCCGAGGAAACGGGCUCAUGCGGUUCCCCAUCCUCCUCAAAACAUCCCGCACACCUGGAUAUACUCGGAAGACUAUUUCAAAGGUCGAUUCUUUGCUCUCUGGACGGAAGUUGAAUCGCCGCUUGUUCCAAUCCUGGGGUCCAGAUGGAACCAAGCCAACAAAAUCAAAGUCGAAAGGUGUCACUGCUGGUGUUUCAUACAUGGACGGAGAUGUUGUCGGCGCAUCUGCUCCCGAAAUUGGAGCAGAAAAUCGGGGUCGGGCAAUGUUGGAAAAAAUGGGCUGGAGUAGCGGCACAGCCCUUGGGGCAAGCAACAACAAGGGAAUUCUCCAGCCCGUUGCACACGUGGUCAAGAAUUCGCGAGCGGGACUAGGAUAA